AUGUGUCUUGGUCAUCUCUGUUAUUCUGGUGAAUGUGAUCAUUUUGUAUUAUUGGCCACCAAUAUAACUCAUGAAAACAAAGUUAAGAAUAACACAACAAUUAUGAAUACAAUUCGUUCGCCAUUUUAUCACAUUCCUUGGUCUUCAAUAGUCAAUGCUACACAAACAAAAUGGUCUUCAUGGGUAGAUAAAACUGGUUUAACAAUACGUCGUACUGCCUUAAUUAUCUUAUUCAUUGCAAAUAUCUCUUUAACAUUUAUGGCAUUAAUUCUAGUGAUUAAAUCAAUUCGGCAGGCAAACAUAAUAGCUAAUAGAAAAUCAUAUCGUUACACACUACUCUGA
Molecule: messenger RNA, 342 nt
Organism: Rotaria sp. Silwood2
Lineage: Eukaryota; Metazoa; Rotifera; Eurotatoria; Philodinida; Philodinidae
Source: the annotation of a GenBank genome assembly